CACGGCAAAGCUUGGAACCUCUAAGUUCCCGGUUGUUUUGUUUUGUUUUGUUUUGGGUUUUUUUUUCCAGGGAAGGUCUCCUUAAUGUGGCAGAAGACGCCCUCUGUUGGAGCAGGUUUCUACAUCCAGCCCUAAUUUUGAGCACCCUUGCGCAAUCUCGUUUGGGGUCUUUUCCCCCCACUGUGUGGCCAGUGCUCAACAGUGUGCGGGCGUCAUGGCUUCGGGGUUGUACGCAGCCCUCCUCCUCGUCCUCCUCCAAGGAGUGUUUCUCGGCGAACUGAAUGCAUCAAGAUUGACUUUGAACCAAGAACUUUCCGACCUUUUCAAUGAGCUGUGGAGGCUGGAUAGCAACCGGAUGACGCCUGGAGUAGAUUACACCAUCUCAGUUCAAGGCCGAGCAGGUUUCGUGAGCCAGGGCAGUCAAGUUGUGAUCGAUCACGCUUCUCUGCCUCUCUUCUCCAACGUCAACGAGCUCAAGAUGAGGAACACCACCACCAUCUUCAGGCUUUUGAAGCUGCUGGAUAACUACGAGAGGUCUACUGGUGUGGCUGAGCGAGUCACAGCUGAGGAGCAGACCGAGACCAGCCUCUUCUUGGAUGCCGUUCUACAGACAGAAGUCAUGAAGCAUGCUCACCGAUAUCUGGUGAGGAAAGGGCAAUCUUCAUCUAACUUGAGACACUUUAAGAGUCAGCUGCACCUGAUCUGGUUUCACCUCUACCACAGACAGAGGAACACCGGGCCUGACUCCUGUGGCUUCGAACACGUGUUUGUUGGAGAGCUCAAAUCAAGCACUGAAAUCACAGGUUUCCAUAACUGGAUCCAGUUCUACAUGCAGGAAAAGGGAAGACUUCUGGACUACAAAGGCUACAAAGCGAGGGAGCGUGAUUUGCCCGACGCCGACGACCAUGUUGUGAGCCUCCAGUUCAGUUGGCACAGCGUGUUGAAACCCGUGGGCAGCUCCUUCAUCGGCACCAGCCCCGAGUUCGAGAUGGCCCUCUUCACCGUCCUCUUCCUGAUGAACACGGAGAGGAGCACCACUGUGCUGGUCAACAUCGACCAGUGUCAGAUGGAGCUGUUGGUCAUCCGACACGGACGCUCCCUCGGAACGGCCUACCCGAGACUGCUCAGUAGCAACAGCAGACACAUUAGGCAGCAGUCGCAAUGAUCUUUUGUUUGAUUUGAUUUGGCCUCUAUUCUACUUUAGGAAGUUGCCCAGUGAGAUAGUUUACCUCUUCGAGGAGGUCCUGGGUAGAAAAUGAUACUGGAAUGUGUCAUAAAAACAAAGAUACCGUAUACUCUGAUCAAACGUAGACAAAAUAACCUAGAAAGGAAGUCAUAAACAAGUAUUGUAUGUAUUGUAGUCCUGUGUCAAUAUUUACUGAUUUACCCAUUAAAAAUUUUGCAACAAAACAUUUUUUUUC
Syngnathoides biaculeatus (alligator pipefish) is the source of this 1421-nucleotide messenger RNA. RefSeq names its product uridylate-specific endoribonuclease C-like. The record is from RefSeq and is a predicted model, not a curated record. Bases 215 to 1165 code for a protein of 316 amino acids. Gene Ontology annotation, molecular function: RNA endonuclease activity. The transcript is spliced from 8 exons. Lineage: Eukaryota; Metazoa; Chordata; Actinopteri; Syngnathiformes; Syngnathidae.